Messenger RNA from Aureobasidium subglaciale EXF-2481, 1014 nucleotides. RefSeq lists its product as uncharacterized. NCBI's taxonomy places the organism in Eukaryota, Fungi, Ascomycota, Dothideomycetes, Dothideales, Saccotheciaceae. The coding region runs from base 1 to 1014 and encodes 337 amino acids. The transcript has a single exon. The record is from RefSeq and is a predicted model, not a curated record.
AUGAGGGACGCAUGUCGAGUCGCAUACGCACUUUUACAGAACGCUGGCGAAGCGUCCUUUCGUCAGUGUAUCGAUUUCAUGACUAGAGGGACGCUGAAUUCUAGAUGCCGGAAGACGAAUGUCCUACUUGGACUUUCCUGGCUGAACGUAACAAACUUUGCUUUGAAGCAGCGUAGGCUCGCAUGUCUCUUGCACGAUCAGCCGAGUGUUGGCUGCCCAUGUUUGUGUCAGUUUGCUACGCAGACGACGCGAUUCUUACAAAUCAAAACAGCCUGUAUGAACCAUUUGCCACACACUGUGAUGGCACCACAUGCUCUGCCCGGGACUUUUUGGAGUGAGCAGAUCGAUGCUGCAGCUGACAUGCUCGGAAAACGCGAUGAGGAGGGCGGCAUCUCGAAACUGAAGUCGCUUCUACUCGAUUCACGGCUCCCUUGCUACUGGCGCAUUCGAGCUUAUGCCUUUCUGGCAAAAGCGUCAGAAGACUGGUAUGAAGCAGAAGUAAGCAGAAUCCAAGUCCAGGAUACGCCCAUGUUGACCAUGUCAAAGGACUAUCAGUAUGCAGCCGAAAUACUUUGGACAUCAACUCGCAACCUAAUACCGUUCAAACAAGACGACGAUUUCGACGAAGUUACAGACGAAAAUCGCUUCUUCCUGAAUCGACUUGCUGUUCAGAUGGAUACCGAAAUGCCUGAGGAUCUCAGAACUUUUCGAAAAAGAUCCGAUGGAGAGGGAGAGCAAGCUGAAGUAGGCGAAACCUCCAGCACUUCGGAUGACAACGAGGACCAGGAUGAUGGUCAAGUCGGCGGUGUCAGUAGGGGAGUCGUAUCCGAAGAGGAGGAAGCGAAACGCAGCGAUGACGAAGACCACCAGGAAGACAUAGAUCAAGAAGUCAAGCACAGCGAGAACGCUAAAGCCGAAGAGAUGGAGCUGUCAGCAACCUUGUGGGGCCAUCCGUCCACAGACGCAUCACCACACAUCUCUGUCAGAAGAUCAACGCCAACGACAGGUCCUUGA